Molecule: messenger RNA, 2931 nt
Organism: Mesorhabditis spiculigera
Lineage: Eukaryota; Metazoa; Nematoda; Chromadorea; Rhabditida; Rhabditidae
Source: the annotation of a GenBank genome assembly
AUGCGCAUCGAUUGUGUGGAGCGGCGCUUUGCCGCCGUAUUUGCCGAUUAUGCCAGUAUCGUUGUAAAAUGCCCAUGGCCCUUUGUCAUCAUCCCGGUCAUUAUUACAAUAUCAUUGAGUACGGGCCUUUUGCGGCACAAGCAGGCGUUCAUGAAAGAUGAGCUCGAGCUGUACACGCCUACAGAUGCCAAAGCCAGGGAUGAAUUGGCACAAUUAGAUCAACUUUUUCACAUCAACGACUCCGAUCCGUUUUACGCGACUCGAAGAUAUGACAUCAAACGAGCUGGUUACAUCAUUGUCACGCAUCGAGAAGAAGAACGAGACAUUCUAAACCCACUUGCUAUGCAUGCGGCCAUGCAAUUAUGGUCGAUCGUACAAGCGAUGACAGUGGAGGAUGACCCGACUGGCGGCCCCUUGAGGAGGAUUAACUACCCGUCAAUAUGCGUUAAAUUUCCGAUGCCUCCAGAAUUUGGUCGAGCCAUCCAUGCGUUGUUUUCGCCAAACGUCACGACACCCGACGAAAUCUGCGUAUCCAACCCACUGGUAGAAGUCUUCAAAUUGAUCCUUGUAUCCGAUCGAUCGUUCCUAAACCGUUCAAUCGAUGAGAUCACCCUCGGGCAAAUUGGGGAUGCCGUUCAGCUCGAUGCCGCUGGCAUGACCCAUCUACUUGGAGGCGUCACUUUGGAUAGCCAACGGCGGAUAGCAGGCGCGAAAGCCAUGAUGCUACCAUAUGCUCUUCGACAUUCCUCACUAGCCGAAGAUCGAGUUGCCGAGCAAUGGGAGUUGCAGCUAGCCGAAUUUCUAGCGAACUACGAUUCUCCAAUUAUACGAACAGCUUGGUGGACGUAUGAGACAUUGGCCAGUGAGAGUGCAAGGGAUCGACAUCAAUUGAUCAACAUGCUUCUGCCCUGCUUUUUAGCUGUUUCCCUCUACACCAUCCUUACCUGUUGUGUGUUUUCAUGGAGGAGAAGUCGUCCCUGGUUGGCUAUUGGAGGUGUCUUCUCCGCGGCCAUGGCCAUUGCUUCCGGGGUUGGGCUGAUGCUUCUCCUUGGUUUUGGAAUGACCAGUGUUGCUUACAGUAUGCCGUUCAUUGUAUUCUCUGUCGGCGUCGACAACGUAUUCAUACUACUCUCAGCCUGGAGAGCCACGGCUACGCAUGAUACCUUAGAACACCGAUUACGAGAAACCUUUGCUGAAGCCGCGGUCUCCAUCACUGUGACCUCAUUGACCGAUCUGAUCUCAUUUGCUGUUGGGUGUGCUACCGAAUUCCCUAGUGUUAAGAUGUUUUGCAUGUAUGCGGUCGCUGCCGUUGUCUUCACCUACGUCUAUCAACUGACGUUCUUUGCGGGAAUCAUGGUAUUUACCUGCCGGCGCGAGAUCUCCAAUCGAAACUGUGUUACCUUCUUGAAAGGAAAAGAAAAUGAUGAAGUGAAGUUAAGCCGAAAGCUUCAACAGAUGGGCGGAAAUCCACACUGGCAUCCACCGCCAGCCUCUGAUCGAUCUUUUGAGAAGAACCAUGUGAUGGCGAGGUUUUUCAAGACACAUUAUUCCGAUUUCCUCUUAAACCCAGUUGUUCGGAUCGUCAUCCUCUGCUCUUUCUUCGCCUAUCUGGGUAUUGCCACUUAUGGAUGCACUAAUGUCAAGCUUGGGCUUGAACCUAACGAUCUACUACCUGACAACUCUUAUGGAAAACGAACCCUACAAGUUGCUGAAAAAUACUUUUCGGACUACGGUAGUAGUCUCCAUGUCUGGAUGUACAAUCUCUCGCGGGCCGAUACUGGAGGCAAGAAGAUUUGGGUGCUGCUUGAUGAGGAAAUUGGAUACUACGAACAUACAGAAUUUACCGGGUCUAGCGAUUCCUGGCUUCGAACUUUCUUCGCCUUUGUGAAGCAGGCCGGAUUGUUAAUUACUGGAGAAAACUUUGUGUAUAUUCUGAAGAACGUUUUCCUGUCCCAACCACAAUUCGCAAAGUACAAUCGAGAUGUUGUCUUUGAUUUGAGUGGCACAGCAUUGGAUGCUUCAAGAGUUCCAGUACAUUUGAGACAGGUCGGAGCUGCAAAUCAAUCGCGAGCGAUGGAUCUAUUCCGAAAACUAGCAGCCGGCUCUCAGCUCCAGACAGGCGUUUAUGCCGACUUUUUCCAGUUCGCUGAACAAUACAAUGCGGUACUACCCGGAACUUUGUCUUCGAUCGGAUACGCCGGCGUAGCUGUUAUUGUUGUUUCGUUGUUGCUAAUUCCUGAGCCGAUUGCCAGUCUUUGGGUGUGCUUCUCCAUCGUAUCCAUCAACAUCGGCAUCUUGGGCUUUAUGACCUUCUGGUCUGUCAGACUCGACUUCAUCUCGAUGGUCACUAUUGUUAUGAGCAUCGGCUUUUGCGUCGAUUUUGCCGCCCAUUUGGCCUAUAAUUUCGCAAAAGGAGAAGGCAUAAGCGCAGAUGAUCGAAUGCGCAACGCUCUGUAUGCUGUUGGGUGGCCGAUUUUACAGUCAGCCACGUCGACAAUCCUUGGCGUCUCUUUCAUGGCGACCGCUGAAUCUUAUGUAUUCCGUUCCUUCCUCAAGACAAUAAUUCUGGUGAUAACACUUGGGGCUCUUCACGGACUUGUCAUACUUCCGGUACUACUCACUCUAUUUUCUUGUGGCCCCUCGGCCGAGGAGAAAUCGGAGGGGGCUGCUAGUGAAUAUGAUAAGCCACCAUCGUAUCGGGAACGCCGUGAUUCUCAUCAAAUAGCUGAAGCCCGACUGAAUGCCCAAUAUUCGAGCCAAGCGAAAGAUAUUCAAGUGAAAUAUCUCAGUAACCCCGAUCUGUUCCAUCAGUCAAUGGCCGAUAUCUAUUCGGCUCCGUCGGAAUAUGCUGAAACUGACAUUGUAGUGCCCGAAAUGAGGCAACUGGGCUCAGAUCCGAAACCUAUAGGCAAGAAAGAUAGUUUUACAACA